Messenger RNA from Brassica oleracea var. oleracea, 460 nucleotides. RefSeq lists its product as uncharacterized. The transcript has a single exon. Bases 113 to 331 code for a protein of 72 amino acids. The record is from RefSeq and is a predicted model, not a curated record. NCBI's taxonomy places the organism in Eukaryota, Viridiplantae, Streptophyta, Magnoliopsida, Brassicales, Brassicaceae.
CUAUUGGUUUGAAACCAGAAAUAACCAAACACGAGAAAAAAAAAAGUUAUAAGCAAUAACCGGAGAUAACCGAAAGCUAGAGAGGGAGGGAGAGUGACAUCGAUUCGAUACAAUGGCGGACAUAGCGAUUUUGGUGGCGGAGGAGUAUGAGCGGAGGGUUAGACAGACGGCGGAUUCGAAACCGGCGUCGUUGGAAUUUGAUUGGUGGAAGAACGUUCCGGCGAAGUUGACUAUAGGAGUCAACGAGGAGAAGAUAGAGAGUCUGAUGAAGAAGUUUGAAGCUAAAUCUCAGUUCGCUCUCGCCAUAUCACAUGGCUUCUUCUCUGCUUGAUUCCACUUUGUUCAUCAUAUCUAAUUUCCUUUCUGUUUUUAUUUUUAUGUAUUUAUGAGUCUAUGUAAAUAAGUAAAUAUCCGAAUUAAUCAAAUGUAAUUUUCUGUUUAUUUAAUCGAACUUUGGAUA